GAACUGGCUUUGGGACAGGCGGUUAUCUGCAGCUGAUAAGGGUCGUAUUUAAAGGUUGCUUUAGGAUGAACCUGACCGACUACCUGACUGCCUGCUGCUGGGAGCAACCUGAAGGACCAUGCUGCAGCUUGUACUCGCCGUGACCGCCAACCUGCUGUGUGCUGUUGGAGUAUUCUGCAUGCCACUGCCGGAGCAGGGACCCCACAUCUCUAAUGGCUGGGGCCAGGUGGUCCGGCUCAGGCAUCUGUAUGCGGCCAAGCCGGGACUGCAUCUGCUGAUUGGGGAGGAUGGACAGAUCCGCGGCUCCACAGACCAAACUCUGCACAGUCUGCUUGAGAUCCGUCCGGUGGAUCUGGGUCGUGUUGUCAUCAGAGGGGUCGCAACCACACGGUUUCUCUGCAUAGAGAGCGACGGCAGGCUGUACUCUUCGCACACGUACAGCAAAGAGGACUGCACCUUCAGAGAGCAGAUCCUGGCAGACGGCUACAACAUCUACGUCUCCAACAGCCACGGAGCUCUGCUCAGUCUGGGAAGCCACCAGCAGAGGCUGCAGGGCUUGGACCGAGGCCUUCCCACCUUGGCCCAGUUCCUCCCCAGGGUUAGUACCCUGAAGCAGACCCUGUCUGUGGGACAGAGUGGGUUUGAUCAGCUCACAGCAGCACCCACAGAAGAAACUGUGGAUGAGAUGGACUCGUUUGGAAGACUCUCUCAGAUCAUUCACAGUCCCAGUUUCCACAAGAGAUGAGACAGCAGCUGUGAGAAGUCCUGGGUUGUCCAGACACUCCUUCCUACAUUCUGCAGAGCAGGGACUGACCAGAGGUAGGUCGUCCAGCACCUGGGGAGGCCAGGGAAGGCCAGUCAGACAUGACUGAGCAGCAACCUGCAGAGUGGAGACUGAUACCUGUACAGAGUGUAACGCUCCAUCCCGCCUCUCUCAGCAAAUUGGUUUGCAUUUUCUGAGCAAACAUGAGGCCUGUGACCAUUCUUUUGCUGCGCGGGCUUGUUUCAAACUAUAUGGUAACGACUGCAGGAUCAGCAGAUCCAAAGGAAAAGAAUGUGUCUGAUUCUAUGAGCUACACUACAGCAUGAAUACCAGCCAAACAUGUAAGAUGAAAGAGAAAGAUCAUGGAGGUGAAGAUGAGACGUAUUUUAUUAGUAGAUCGGGUGUGAAGAGAGUUGCUGAAUAGUGACCAAAAUGCUCUCCAAAUAAACAAAAAAAAUUGUAUUUGGGUCACAAUCUGAGUGCCAAUAUAUUUCUACUGUCAUCUAUAAU
Melanotaenia boesemani (Boeseman's rainbowfish) is the source of this 1273-nucleotide messenger RNA. RefSeq names its product fibroblast growth factor 19 (gene fgf19). The record is from RefSeq and is a predicted model, not a curated record. The transcript is spliced from 3 exons. Gene Ontology annotation, biological process: cell differentiation; regulation of cell migration; positive regulation of cell population proliferation. The coding region runs from base 119 to 745 and encodes 208 amino acids. Lineage: Eukaryota; Metazoa; Chordata; Actinopteri; Atheriniformes; Melanotaeniidae. Gene Ontology annotation, molecular function: growth factor activity; fibroblast growth factor receptor binding. Gene Ontology annotation, cellular component: cytoplasm.